Messenger RNA from Gossypium arboreum, 3505 nucleotides. Its product is annotated as U-box domain-containing protein 6-like. Gene Ontology annotation, molecular function: protein binding; ubiquitin-protein transferase activity. Gene Ontology annotation, biological process: protein ubiquitination. The transcript has 6 exons. The coding region runs from base 933 to 3254 and encodes 773 amino acids. NCBI's taxonomy places the organism in Eukaryota, Viridiplantae, Streptophyta, Magnoliopsida, Malvales, Malvaceae. Gene Ontology annotation, cellular component: cytoplasm; nucleus. The record is from RefSeq and is a predicted model, not a curated record.
GAUCUUAAAAGGACAUUUAAUCAUUUAUUUAUGGCAGAUCAGCUAACCGACAAACGAGGAGGUCGGCAAUUGUCGGCCGGCGAACCAGCUGAGCACAAACGAAGAAAUCCAAACUCCAAAUUUCAAAAAAUCCUUUUUUUUUUUUGUUUUUAAAAAUUCUUCUAAUUAAACAAUUUAAACAUUAUUCCUUCCCCCCUCUCAAAAUUAUUCACUCUACUUCACAUCUCACAGUUCCCUUUUUUCCUUUUAGUUUCAAUUUUAAUUCCUCUUAAACUUAAAAAAUAUAUAUUUCUCCAUUAUUAUUUCUUCCCAUUUACCCUAUUUUCAAUACCCAAACUCCCAUUUUUCCCUUUCCCUCAUUCCUUUCUCUUUACUCUGAGUAAUUCGCUACUUGGGGCGACGAAUUUUCGAAUCCAAAAACCUAACUGAACAAUAAGAUGUGGAGCAUCGGAACCCCUUAUUCCCUGUUUGGCUCUUCUUUUUUACUCUAAAUGUUCUUUUAUAUGAAGCCUCAUUGGCUAUCUCCAUUUUUCCGGUAUGUUCAUUUUUCCCAGCCCAAAUUCGGAUUCAAUCUCAUAUUAAUCUUUCUUCACAAUAAAAUUAAAGUUAUUUUCAUAUCCGAUUCCUUUUAGCGGUACCUGACUUUUAAAUGGAUUUUUUUUUUCUUUUGUAAUUACAUUUUGGUGUGUUGCUAUUUUUCGCAUCUCCGUAAGAAAAUUCGUAUCUUUUCUUUUUUCCUGUUAUAAAUUAUUGUACUUUGCUUCGUCUUUUUAUUUACUAUGUUUGUGGGUUUUCUGGAUUUUGCAUUUUUUUGGAAUAUCGAUUAAAGCUGAUGGCGAUUCUUGUGUCUUGUCUCGUUUUAAAAUCUCUGGGUUUUUCAUAAGUUGAUAUAGAUUUGCAUUUUAGUGGUUUCUUGCAUUGAAUGCAAGAUUAUGGAUAUUUCUGAGGUUGAAGAGAACCUAUUUGUGGCCAGUGAUGCCAAGUUACAUGGCGAAAUGUGCAAGAUACUAUCUGCAAUUUAUUGCAAAGUCUUAUCCAUAUUCCCUUCCUUGGAAGCGGCACGGCCUAGGAGCAAAUCUGGCAUUCAGGCCUUAUGUUCAUUGCAUAUAGCACUAGAGAAGGCAAAGAAUGUCCUUCAACAUUGUUCAACAUGUAGUAAACUUUACUUGGCUAUUACUGGAGAUUCUGUUCUUUUAAAAUUUGAGAAGGCAAAAUGUGCUCUUAUUGAUAGUCUUAGGCGUGUAGAAGAUAUAGUUCCACAGUCCAUUGGAUGUCAGAUUUUGGAGAUUGUAAGUGAACUUGAGGGGACUGUUUUCUCUCUCGAUCUGUUAGAGAAGCAAGUUGGUGACGAAAUGAUCACAUUACUCCAGCACGGGAGAAAAUUUGAUGACUGUAAUGACAAUAAUGAGCUAGAGUCUUUUCACCAGGCUGCAACUAGACUUGGUAUAACUUCUUCUAGAGCAGCCCUAACUGAAAGAAGGGCUCUUAAGAAGCUGAUAGAGAGAGCUCGUGCAGAGGAAGAUAAGAGGAAGGAAUCUAUUGUGGCUUAUCUUUUGCACCUCAUGAGAAAAUACUCCAAGUUGUUUCGGAGUGAGGUUUCAGAUGAUAAUGAUUCACAGGGUUCAACACCUUGUUCCCCCACUGUUCUAGGUUCUCUCGAGGAUGGAGGGGGUGGUGGUAAUGGCCAGGCAUUUGAGCGGCAGCUAUCGAAGCUUAGCUCGUUCAAUUUCAAGCCAAAUAUUAGGAGAUCUGGGCAGAUACCCAUACCACCUGAAGAAUUACGAUGUCCAAUAUCUUUGCAGCUUAUGUAUGAUCCAGUCAUAAUUGCCUCUGGACAGACAUAUGAAAGGAUCUGUAUUGAGAAAUGGCUUGGUGAUGGGCAUGACACCUGCCCGAAGACUCAACAGAGGCUUCCACAUCUCUCUUUAACUCCCAAUUAUUGUGUUAAGGGUCUCAUUGCUAGUUGGUGUGAACAAAAUGGAGUUCCUAAUCCUGAUGGCCCCCCAGAGUCUCUUGAUCUUAACUAUUGGAGACUGGCAUUGUCGGAGUCAGAGACUGCAAAUACAAGAUCAGUGGAUAGUGUUGGCUUUUGCAACUUAAAAGGGGUUAAGGUCGGUCCCCUGGAGGAGAGUGGUACCAUUGAAGAAAUAGAAGGAAAAGAAGCUGAGAAUGAGCAUCCAUGCGUGCAGGAAGAGGUUUCUGAGCUUAAUGUACUAGAAAGAUAUCAGGAUUUGCUAUCUGUUCUAAAUGAAGAAGAGAACUUGAGGAAAAGGUGCAAAGUUGUGGAACAAAUCAGGCUUUUGCUGAAAGACGAUGAGGAGGCCAGGAUUUUUAUGGGGGCUAAUGGCUUUGUUGAAGGAUUAUUGCAAUUUCUAGAUUCAGCUGUGCGUGAAGGGAAUGCUAUGGCUCAGGAAAUUGGGGCAAUGGCUCUCUUUAACCUUGCAGUCAACAAUAACAGGAACAAGGAAUUGAUGCUAGCAGCUGGAGUGAUUUUAUUGUUAGAGGAUAUGGUUUCAAACUCCAAUGCCCAUGAAUCAGCCACUGCUCUAUAUCUUAAUCUCUCUUGCCUUGAGCAAGCCAAGUCUAUCAUAGGCUCAAGUAUGGCUGUCCCAUUUUUAGUCCAGCUACUUGGAAGUGAAACUGAUCCACAGUGCAAGCUUGAUGCCCUUCACACUCUUUAUAACCUCUCUACUGUGCACUCUAAUAUCCCCAGCCUUCUUUCUGCUGGCAUAGUUAAUGGCCUACAGCCACUUGUGAUCUCAGGAGACAAUGCCUGGACAGAGAAAUCUAUUGCAGUUUUACUAAACUUAGCUGCAAGUCAAGCAGGAAUAUCUGAGAUGGUUUCAGCCUGUGGUCUCAUUAGCGAUCUGGCAUCUGUUUUGGAUACUGGAGAAUUGAUUGAGCAAGAGCAAGCUGUUUCAUGCCUUCUACUUCUUUGUAACGGAAGCGAGGAAUGCUGUCAAAUGGUCCUACAGGAAGGUGUGAUUCCGGCAUUGGUAUCGAUUUCAGUAAACGGGACGACAAGAGGGAGGGAGAAGUCGCAAAAACUUCUGAUGCUCUUUCGUGAGCAACGGCAACGAGAUCAUCCACCAGCAGAUGCAAACCUGAGUAUAGAAACCAUUCAAGAUCCAAUGCCUGCAGCAACCACGGCUCAAGAAUCCAACCCACCAUGUAAGUCAGUAUCGAGAAAAAAAAUGGGGAGAGCCUUGAGCUUUCUAUGGAAGAGCAAGAGCUACUCUGUUUACCAGUGUUAAAAGCUUGACAACUAUUGUAAAUUUCCCGUUGUAUCUUCUUUUCUAGUUCUCUCGUCCUAUUCCAAUGGACGGUACUUUCCCUUUCCUUUUUGGUUUUCUUUCCUUUAUUUUUGGGGGUUAUGAUAGAGAAGCAGAAAUGUACAGGCCCUUUGUAAUCUAUGGAUUUUUGGCUUUUUUUUUUCUUUGUAGUUUUUAAUAGUACAUGUACUUCAUGUAUGUAAUAAUUAAGGGUUAGAUUCAUCUUCAGAACA